Messenger RNA from Penicillium verhagenii, 1326 nucleotides. RefSeq names its product GTPase-activating protein GCS1. Bases 1 to 1326 code for a protein of 441 amino acids. The record is from RefSeq and is a predicted model, not a curated record. Gene Ontology annotation, molecular function: GTPase activator activity. The transcript has 4 exons. Gene Ontology annotation, biological process: regulation of ARF protein signal transduction; regulation of endocytosis. Lineage: Eukaryota; Fungi; Ascomycota; Eurotiomycetes; Eurotiales; Aspergillaceae. Gene Ontology annotation, cellular component: Golgi membrane.
AUGUCUCGCAUGUGGGAAGUCGACCCGGAAACAAGGACUAAGCUCCUCCAUAUCUCCAAGACAAAUGGCAAUGACCGCUGCUGCGAUUGCGGUGCGCCUUCACCUCAAUGGGCAUCCCCCAAGUUCGGCACAUUCAUCUGCCUCAACUGCGCAGGCACACACCGCGGUCUAGGCGUCCACAUCUCCUUCGUCCGCUCAAUCACCAUGGACGCAUUCAAGCACGCCGAGAUCCAGCGCAUGGAACUGGGCGGCAAUGAGCCCUGGAAAGCAUUCUACGACGCCCACGACGUCACCGUCUCCGAGGGCCGCACAUUCGAAGACUCAACCAUCAAGGAGCGCUACGAAGGCGAAGCGGGCGAGGAGUGGAAAGAGCGCCUAUCAUGCAAGGUCGAGGGAAAGGAAUACGUCCUCGGCCAGGAAAAGAAGAAGAGCAAUAAUAAUGCCGCGGCGGCUGGGCUCUCGCGAUCCAGCACACCGAUGAGCGUGGGCACGGGUGGCGUUGGACCUGGGAGGGCGGGGUCCCCCGCCGCAGGAAUGCAGCGAACGAGCAGCUUGAGGUCGGCUGGGCCGAACAGCAAGAAGGAGCAGAAUGAGGCUUAUUUCGCGAAGAUGGGCAACGAGAAUGCGACACGCUCGGAUAAUCUGCCUCCUUCGCAGGGUGGAAAGUUUACCGGGUUUGGCGGUGGCUUGCCGCCGUCUUCGGGGACUGAGCGCAAGUCCUCGCCGUUUGGCGGGUUCGGUGGGUUCGGAGGUUUUGGUGGAGGGGGCGGUGGUGGUGCCGGUCUUGAGGAUUUCCAGAAGGAUCCUGUUGCUUCAAUUACCAAGGGAUUCGGAUGGUUUGCAUCGGCGGUUGGGAAGAGUGCGAAGACGGUGAAUGAUUCAUAUCUCCAGCCGACUGCGAAGCAGCUCGCCGAGUCCGACUUUGCAGCCCAGGCUCGUCUUCAGGCUGCCAGUUGGGGCCAGAACUUACAGACUGGUGCCCGUGGCGCUGCCGACCAUUUCAACCGCUUUGUGGAGGGAGAUGAUGGUCAUGCCGGUGGUCAACGCUCUCGAGUGGAUCCCGAGCGCCGGGACUUCUGGGACGACUUCUCUUCUCUAGGUUCGCAGGAGCAGCAGCAAGCCGCUGGUCAUCGUCGCGGUGCUUCACGGUCCGAUGUUGUCGGUACGGCUGCUAUGCGAAAGACUCCUGCCAACAGCUCAUCUUUGGCUAAUUCUUCAACACCGACUACUGCUGAGACAACUACCGCCCCCUCUGGGUUAGAAGGGACGGAGGGUGGUGCUGCGUCCAGCGCCAAGGGAAAGGAUGACUGGGAUGAUAACUGGUAG